Molecule: messenger RNA, 2823 nt
Organism: Orbicella faveolata
Lineage: Eukaryota; Metazoa; Cnidaria; Anthozoa; Scleractinia; Merulinidae
Product: histone RNA hairpin-binding protein-like
Biological process (GO): mRNA 3'-end processing by stem-loop binding and cleavage; mRNA transport
Cellular component (GO): cytoplasm; histone pre-mRNA 3'end processing complex
Molecular function (GO): mRNA binding; histone pre-mRNA stem-loop binding
Source: RefSeq, a predicted model, not a curated record
AAGAGAAAUAUUAAUUCCAUUAUCUACAUCACUCUACAACACUGCACCUGCUUUUUGGAUGACAAAUUUCAAGUGUUCUAGCAGUAACUACGAAGAAAAGAAAUUCCAGAGGACCACUGCAUAUCCCUUCUUCCUUCUGCCAAGAGUAACUCGAAAGAGAACCUCUCAGAGAACAAGACUCCAGAAAACUCUAAGAAUAAAUGGAUCAAAAGUGAAAACAGUAAAAUGUCAAUGUCCAACACACAAAACGAGCUGAACCUCUCUAAAGAAUUCCCUCCACUUGGAAUGUCGAGUUACACCCCUGAAAUGACCAAAGACUGGGGAAGCAUAGUUGAGGAAGAAGAAGAAAAAGGCAGAAGAAUGCAAACAGGGGCCAAAACCAAUUCAAGAUUUAAAAGAAGACUACUUCUCUCAGAAUCCCAAGAAGAGAAUUCACAGCGAUCAAAACCAUCAAAACCUGUUCUGACAGAUGCACAUAAACUGCUUCAAAGGCAAAAGCAAGUUGAUAUUGGAAAGAACACGUUAUCUUAUGGCCGUUACAUAACUGCAGUGUCAAGGGAGCAGCGCACAAAGGAAGACCCCAACACCCCUGACAAAUUCCAAAUGUGCAGCACUCGAUCAUGGGUGGGACAGAUCAAGAAUUGGCGUCGCAAACUCCAUGUCUGGGACCCACCGUCUGAAGGACAAGAAGAUUUGUUCUCCUCCUCUUCACAGAGCAGUGUCCAGUCUUUUCCCUGUGAGGUGAAGAUGGAGGUGGACAGUAAUUGUGAUGCUGAUGAUGAUAUGAUGUCUACAUCCACCCCAAGCAGUGUCGAUGAUCUGUUUGGUGACUUUGAUCUAGAUGCCUGUUUGAUGAAUGAUGGCUUGCCACUUUAAACCUUUUCACUUAGUAAAUUUUAUGACAUUCACUCUAAAAGGUAGAUAAAAAUUUACGAAAAUAAAUAAUCAAAGAGAACACAUUUUUAUAGAUUUCUAAAACUUACUGGCUGAGAGUUUUAAAUUUGAGAUUCUUUGUAGUUACUUUUCACUCACUCAGUCCAGACAAAGGCCAUGUUUAAUUGUAACAAGAAAUCCCUUUUGAGAUCUUUCAAUGAGAAGAAACCAUUUUUAAAUUUAUUGUUAAGUAUCAGAAUAUAUUUACAAUAGCCUUCAGCCAUUUAAAUUUGUGUUAAUUGACUGUGGAUUAUUCUGAGCAUAAAAUGGUGUUGCAAUAAUAUUUAUCGUAGAAAGGCAUACACAUUUUACAUCCACACAAUUUCAUGUUUCCAGGGAUUGUUCACUUUUUAGUUCAAAUUUUUAGAACAUAAUUGGUUCUUGUUACCUUUCUGUAAUUAGGGAUGAAACAAAUUCUUUAGAUCACUGAUUUGGACUUGAGACAUGGCUAAACAUUGUCUUAUCUGAAUCUUAAUUGCAACAUGAUUAGUAAUAGUAAUUGGACUGAGUGGAGUACAAUUCAGGGAGCAAUAUUGCAAAAGUAAUAUCAGAUGAGCGCAAAGCAAAAGGACAAUUUGAAAUUUCAAGCAUGAUGACUCCCUGAAUUGUACGACACUAAGUCUAAUUACUAAUCAAUCGUAACUAUAACAAAUUUCAAAAUUGACAAAGUCUUAUGACAAUCUCAUUUGAACAAAGAAGGCAGUAGCACUCUCCACAAUCUAUAAAAACUGUAGGAAAAAUUGAAAAGAAAGCCAUUAGAGUGCACAUAAUUGAUGUGUGAUUCACAUGGGUAUCCAAUUCCAAAAGGUAAUACAAAAAGUUGUAAUUAGAUACCUGUAAUUGAACACCCACAUUAUUGUGCUGAUAAUUACAUGACAAAUAGGCAGGCUGAGAACCAAUCACGGUCAAGAAUUUUGUUACAGAUACAAUUAAUAUCACUGUAUUAGUCAGCAAACACUGUGUUUUACAGUUCAGAUAGUAAUGAAAAUUUUUGCGCUCUUUUUUUCUACAAUGAAUAUCUGCUCCAGUAUGAGUAUUGUUCUUUAACAUCACUAUAGACUUUAACAUUGCAUCAAAUGUUUUUAACUAUGUGUAAAAGCAUUGUUGAACUUGUUGAAGUUAGAAAAGAAGGUAAAAAUUUUCAGUGUUACAUUUUAUUGCUGAAAUUAUUACGAAGUGAAAAUAAUUUUAACAUUGUUUUAAUUAAUCAGCAUUUAAUUGUAACACUACUACUUAACAGGCUUAGGGGACUGUCAAAUCUUUGGGUUUGUCAACAGUGAUUCUUAAUAUUAACAGACAUUGUAAUGUAAUCUGCUGAAAAUAAUUUUGAGUAAAUUAAAGUUAUUUUGAUACUCAACAUAUAGUUGUCCUGAGUAAAUGUGUUAUUGUUUUCCUUUCCUUCAACAAACAUCUUGCAAAAGAAAUACUAAAUCUGUAAAGAGAACCAUAAGAUCUAUAUGAGGCAACUCUAAAAAAAAAUUACCAAAAUGAAAUAUAGAGAGUUCUUCGUCACUAUGCUGCAGAAGUUAAGCGUGGCAUUUAUAGCAAACAGCAACUUUUGCCAUCUGUCUUUAGCUGUUUGAAUAAUAGAAUGAAAAUAUUUGUAUUUGUGGUGAAUAGUGGGAGUUGUUUUUCUAUCUUUGAAUAUAUGUAAGAAUUAGACAUGCAUCAUGCCCAUAAUCUACCCAUUAAUGACUGCAAGCUGGUGACAUAGAAAUUUUGGCUUUAUUUAAUUAGUAAAAAAGGUUCAAUAUUAUAUCAGGUUGUUUGUAGAAGAUUACGCCAAGUGAACUACAUGCAUUUCUAUUAACUAGCCUUUAAAUGGCCAGACAAAACAAACUUUAUCUCCAGUCCGUACUGCACACUAUCGAGAGUUUGUUUGUGUGUGUU